Strongyloides ratti is the source of this 2766-nucleotide messenger RNA. Its product is annotated as Fimbrin. The transcript is spliced from 5 exons. Bases 1 to 2766 code for a protein of 921 amino acids. Gene Ontology annotation, molecular function: structural constituent of ribosome; actin filament binding. Lineage: Eukaryota; Metazoa; Nematoda; Chromadorea; Rhabditida; Strongyloididae. The record is from RefSeq and is a predicted model, not a curated record. Gene Ontology annotation, cellular component: ribosome; actin filament; actin filament bundle. Gene Ontology annotation, biological process: actin filament network formation; translation; actin filament bundle assembly.
AUGUUAACUAAAGAGCAAAUUUCAGAGUUGUCUGAGAAAUUUCCCUCAAUUUCACAGGAAGGGGGAGGUAGCAUUUUGUAUGACAAUGUAAAAGAUGCCCUAAAAUUACUUGGUAUUGAUUUACCAGGAUACCAGUUGCGUGAUGUUAUUCAGAAGCCUAGUGGAAGUGACUCAAUUACAUUUGGUGAGUUUUGUAGUGUUUAUUCGAAUCUAGCUGGUCAAAAGAAUUCUUUUGCCAGUUCAUGGAAAGUUGGAAUAAAUUCUGCUCAAGGAUCUUACAAAGUUCAAGGUUUGGCUAAUCAUGGAGCUGAUGAAAUUGUUCACACAAUUAGAGUUGAAGAAGAGGUUGCAUUUUCAAAUUGGAUUAAUAGUCAUUUAUCUGAAGAUUCUGACCUUAAAAAGUAUCUUCCUGUAAAUGCUGAGACUCAUGAAUUGUACCAAAAACUUGAUGACGGACUUAUCUUAUGCAAAUUGAUUAAUCUCGCUGUCCCUGAAACAAUUGAUGAACGUGUAAUUAAUAAGAAGAAUCUUAAUACAUAUUCAAAACUUGAGAAUCUUACACUUUCAUUAAUGUCUGCUCAGGCUAUUGGAUGUAACAUUGUCAAUAUUGAUGCUGAUGAUCUUAGUAAGGGGCGCCAACAUCUUGUACUAGGGCUUCUGUGGCAAAUAAUUCGUAUAGGAUUAUUUAAUCAAAUUGAUCUUGUUCAUGUACCUGGUUUGUUCAGACUUCUAAAUGAAGGAGAAAAUACUGAUGAUUUGAGAAAACUAUCUAAGGAAGAUAUUCUCAUGCGUUGGGUGAAUUAUCAUCUUAAGAAAGCAGGAUGUAAUAGACAAUUAAAGAACUUUACAUCAGAUGUUGUUGAUUCUGAAAUUUAUACACAUCUUCUUCAACAAGUAGCACCACCAGAUUCUGGUGUUAAUCUUAGUCCACUUAAAGUUAGUGGUAAUUUGCAAAGAGCUACAGCCAUGCUUCAGCAAGCAGAUAAGAUUAAUUGCCGUGAAUUUGUCACACCAAAUGAUGUUUGCAAUGGAAUUUACAAUCUUAACUUAGCUUUCCUUGCCAAUCUUUUUAAUAAGUAUCCAAAUCUUCCUGAACUAGAUGUUGAAGAGACAGAACAAUUUAAUGAUAUUGAUGGAGAGACAAGAGAAGAAAAAACUUAUAGAAAUUGGAUGAAUAGUAUGGGUGUUAAACCAUUUGUUAAUUGGUUAUAUGGAGAUCUUCAAGAUGGUUUAAUUAUAUUUCAAUUAUACGAUGUCAUCAAACCUGGUAUUGUUAAUUGGAAGAAUGUUGUUACAACAUUCCGUAAAUUACAAAUGUUGAUGGAUAAAAUUUCAAACUGCAAUUACGCUGUUCAAUUAGGGGUUCAGCUACGUUUUAGUUUAGUUGGUAUACAAGGAAAGGAUUUAUACGAUGGUAAUAGAACUUUAACAUUAGCUUUGGUUUGGCAACUUAUGAGAGCAUACACUCUUACUAUCUUAUCACAAUGCACCAACAAAAAUGAUGGAACAUUAGUCACUGAUAAAGAAAUAAUUGCUUGGGUUAAUGAAAAAUUAGCUAGUUCUGGAAAAAAAACAUCCAUAAAAAGUUUUCAAGAUCCUUCAAUUUCAGAUGGCACAGUUGUCAUUGAUCUUAUUGAUGCUAUAUCUCCUGGAACUAUUAAUUACGAUAUGGUUAAAAGUGGUGGAGAAUCAGCCAAAAUUGCCAAUGCCAACACGAAAGUUAUGUCUUCUUGUGGUAGUAUGGCUUUAAGAAAAUUGUUGUUGACGCCUUCAACAUGGGAUAAGACUUCUGUUGUUUCUAUACAUAUCAGUCCAAUCGCUAAUAAAGGUCGUGCUCGUAUUCCAUUUUAUAACAAACAUAUGAAAGUAACUGAUCCAGCUCAACAAGAUCCAGAUUAUUUUGAAAAAAAAGCUGCUACUUUACCUUUAGAUAAUCAUUAUUUGGAUGCUUUGGAAUUGUUAUGGAAAAACAAAGUAGGAAGUGAAAGAGAAGUAAUGAUGAAAGGAUCAGACAAUUUAAUCGGAAACAAAGGUGAUUAUGGUUUACCACAAAUUGAUGUUUCACAACCAAGAUAUGAAUACAAACAUGUAGAGGAAUUAAAAAAUGCACCAGAAUCUGUUAAGAAAAUAUUUAGCGUAGAAUAUGGAGAAAGAAAAGAUUUAACUAAAGUUUGGAAAAGAACAAUGAUAGAAUCAGUUAACAAACAUAAAUUUGAUGAUUCAUCUUUACAAUCAAAGAUAGCAUGGACAACAGCAAUGAUUCGUCAAUGGACAGCUUUAGUUGAUUCAAUGCUUGCUAAAAAUCCAAAAAAACCAACAUGGUUGACUCAUCGACUUUUAUUAAUGAUUAAUUUUAGAAGAAAACUUCUACGUCUUUUGAGGCAACAGGAUGAGGCUGGAUUUGAACAUGUAAUUAAUGAACUUAAGAUUGCUUAUCACGUUCCAAAACAACCAGAACAUGUUAAAACGAGAAAAGCGUGGUCAGAACAUCAAUUAAAAAUAAGAAUUGAAAAGGAAAAAGAAAAAAAGUUAGAUUUAUUACAUAAAAGUUUCAUGGAAAACAGAGAUGAAAAAGUAGCAAUUAUAGAGAAAAAAUUAAAUGAUCUUGAUAUUGAAGAAAAAAAUAUACACAAAAGACUUAGAGAACUUGAUAUUGUUGAUGGAAGGACAGUAGCUAAUAUAAAUGGAGUUUAUCAGGCAAAUUUAAUUGAAGAGUUAUCUGAAACUACUAUGCAUUCUAUACUAUUUGGUCAUUAUGAAAAAUAG